GUAAAUUUUCAAUUUUAUUUUUAUUUUUAAUGCUUUACGUGAAAUUUUGAAUUUAUUUCGGUCACUCUCGGUUGUCUGUCGAUGAUUGGAUAUUUUACGCGCGGGCCGAUUACGCUUCGCAGUCCUGACGUGAAAGUUCUGUACGUACCCUUUUGAUCGCAAUCGACUGACUGCGAACAACAUGAGAAAACUCGAUUUUCGUGCACACCUACCACUGCACUAUUUCUGUUCGCUACUUCUUGCACUGGGUCUCUCGCCGUCCAACCCGAAAAAGAAUGACGCUUAAAAUCCACACCUGUGGUGCAGUAGUAGUUUUCGAGUGACCAGAAGAAAACCACACAAUGCCAAAAUGCGGAUUGCACACGAAAUAUUUGCCAGCGACUUUUGCAUGGAUACUGCUACUAGGGACGACUGGGGCUUUUUUUUAUUAUCCAUGUCGAUUUUUUGCUCAAUUUUAUCCAUGGGUACCAGUCGUUCAUGGCAUAGUGACGUUUUUUGUUAUAGCAAACUUCACAUUAGCCACAUUUAUGGAUCCAGGUGUAAUACCAAAAGCACCAGAAGAUGAAGACACUGGUGAUGACUUCCAGUCACCUUUAUAUAAGUCAACCGAAGUGAAUACAAUUCAAGUGAGAAUGAAAUGGUGUUCAACAUGUAGAUUUUACAGGCCACCAAGAUGCUCUCAUUGUAGUGUUUGCAACUGUUGUAUAGAAACGUUCGAUCAUCAUUGCCCAUGGGUUAACAAUUGUAUUGGUCGCCGCAACUAUCGCUAUUUCUUCUUUUUUCUUAUAUCACUUAGUAUACACAUGGCGUCUAUAUUUGGUGUUUGUUGUUGGUAUAUUUUAUAUCAUAAAGAUAAAAUCGGAGACAUUGAUACUUUAGUAUCAUUAACAUUAUGUGGCUUAGUAAUUAUUUUAUUCAUACCAAUAUUUGGUUUGACUGGUUUUCAUGCUGUAUUAGUAGCUCGUGGUCGUACAACUAAUGAACAAGUCACUGGAAAGUUCAAAGGUGGUUACAAUCCAUUUUCACAUGGCUGCCGUCUAAACUGUAUAAUUAUUUUAUUUGGACCUCAGUUUCCUAGUUUGUUAAAAGUGAAAACUUCAAAAUAUCAAAAACAUAAAAAACAAAUUCAGAACAGUUUUAAUGUACCUCCGCCAUUGUUAACAAAAGAAGAUAAUUGUGGGCCACCUGUCGCUAAAACUUAUUUGGAUAAUAGCAAUGGCUUACACCAUUCUUCAAAUAAUUAUAAUAAGAUGUCACCAGGAAGAGAGUGUUUAGAGCUUGAUAUUGAAUUAACUGCUUCGCAGUCACAAGAUUGUGAACCUACACCGCCAUUACAGCGUCAAGGCUCAAAAAACAAUUUUUACUUGCCCUCCUAUGAUACAACUGACAGUGCCAGGAUGUCUUAUGUCACACGGACAGCACCACACCCAUCACGACCUAGAAUGAACGAAAUGGGCAACAGUUUGUCAAGAGAAACCAUGUUAGAUUCAAAUCGUCAAUCCAACAUCAUUAUGCAAAGUCCAACUAUGCAGCAGAGAAUGAAAGUUAUCGGAGUACCUACAGCUUUGGCACUGUCUAGUCCAUUAAGGCGAUCAAACCCUGGAACUCCUACUCAAGUAAAACGGCCAGACUUCAUAGGAGUUGGGACUUCUACUAAACAUUAUGAAUAUCAAGAACGUAGUCCACAACGACGUUUUUUGUCUGAAGGUGACAUAUUACGUGAACACGAACGUCCACCUUCAUAUCCGCGUAUAAAUAAUACAGUUGACAAUAUUCAAGAAUUAGCCGGAUCACCACAGAGGGGUGUUUAUACAUGGAAAGACACUCCUGGGACAACUGGUUCUUACUAUGUCCCUCGACAAGCACCUACAUUCAACUAUUGUGCAGCACAUAAUGAUUAUAGAUCUAAUCCAACUAGUCCAACUACAAAAACAUAUUAUCCAGUUCGUGGAGGGGUUCCUGUUUAUCCACCUCAACCAUCACCUGUAGGCAAGAAAAAACCUCCUCCUGUACAGACUAGGAGACCUAUGUCUUUUGCCAGGGCAUUAGACCACGACGCAAUGGAGAUGUCAAUUAGUAGAGGAAACAGCACCGACAACGGAAGUCCUGAUCGUAAAAGUGCUUAUGACAAAAACUAUGAAAUAUCUGUUUAAAUGUAUUGUUGAUAGCUUUCUUUUUAACUUUCCAAAAAAUUUUUUAUGUUGUGUUAAAUUAUUGUCAUGUGCAUUUUCUGUAUAGAUUGAAAUUAACUGUUGUAAAUAUAAUAUAUAUAUUUUUUUUUAAGGCCCAUUAAAAGCAAAUAUAUUACUUAAAAAAGUUGUGUGUUACAGGGUGUUGUAGGAUAUUAUGUUAAAAAUAGUGAAUAAUUAUGUUUAUUUGAAGAUAAGCCAUUUAAACUUAAACCUUAUUGUCAUUAUCAAUUACUUAUUUGUUAAUUUUAAUGGUAGAACAAUUAAUUAUAAAAUCUAGUCAUAAUUUUUGAAAUAUUACAUUGUAUAUUAGCUUAAACAUUUUUUAUAUAAAACUUAAAUAUUUAAAGAAAUAUGUAUGUAUCAUAAUUUAUUGUAUGUAAAUAAUAUUUAUAAAAUAUAUACAUUUUGUUUACAAAAAAACCCAAUAACUUUGUGACAUGUAUAGUUGUAAUACAUGGAUAUUUUGUUUACUAUUAUCAAAUACCAUGAUCAGUAAGCGUGGUAUUUUUUCUUUUCUUUUUUUGGCAUACAUAUUUCUAUAAGCACCCUGUACUGUUUUUAUAGUUUUUACUAAUGUUGUGACUUUUGUUUAUACUUAAUUGAUUUUCUCAAAAUUUGUAUUUAAAAAAAAAAAAAAAUAAUUAAAAUGAUUAUAGGCAUUUUACUCAUAGUUUGGUUUUCAAAUAAAUAUGUAUAUGAAUUACCUAUAAAAUAAUAGGUUAAUUCAAUUUUUAUUAAAAUUUAAAUAAUUAUAUACAGUUCUCAAUUAACAGUUCAACACAACAAUUUAGGAUAUAAACACUGACUUAUUCAUUUUGACGUGCUUCAGGUGGAAUUUCAGCUGCAUUCCCUCCCCAAUUAAAUCCUCCCGGACGAAACUCUGGUGGAGGUACAUGAUCCUCUUCUGGUGCUGGAUCAAGAAGGUGUUUU
Messenger RNA from Rhopalosiphum padi (bird cherry-oat aphid), 3122 nucleotides. It is a transcript of the gene Zdhhc8, whose product is annotated as palmitoyltransferase ZDHHC8. Gene Ontology annotation, biological process: protein palmitoylation. The record is from RefSeq and is a predicted model, not a curated record. Gene Ontology annotation, molecular function: palmitoyltransferase activity. Lineage: Eukaryota; Metazoa; Arthropoda; Insecta; Hemiptera; Aphididae. The transcript has 9 exons. The coding region runs from base 342 to 2153 and encodes 603 amino acids.